CCAUCACUUUUUUUUUCUCUACCCUCACACAAUUAAAACCAAAUUGGCAAAAUUCCAGUAAAUCCUUCAUGGAAACCUCCUUUGCUUUUCAUUUCUCUUUGCAGCAAUAAUGUGUGAAACCAAAAACCUCUGCUUGUGGCUUGUCCAACUUGUUUACAUGUUAGGCCUUCUUGGUUUUUGUCUAUGGCUAGCCGUACAUCCUAGAAGCCCCGAUUACACUAUCAUCAAAUUUUCAGUCCCGUUGACGAAUCACAACAACGGGUCUAGUCAUGGAAGAAUAGAGUACGAGCUCGAUAUCAAAAAUCCGAACAGAGACUCUUGUAUCUUGUACGACGAUACCUUCCUCACGUUCUAUUAUGGAGAAGAUAAAGUGGGGAACAAAACUAUCCCUUGCUUUUACCAAGGGAAAAACCGAGAGAAGAGUGAAAUUCAUCGAUUGAGUGAUCAAAUGGAUGUUGAGACUCGUCUUUGGACCGAUCUUCGUAAAGCAAUAAUGAAUGCAUCAGCUGAAUUAAGGGUUGAUUUGUCGACAAAGAUCGUGUACUAUACGUGGGGCAUAAAGAGUAAGCAACAUGGGAUUAAUAGGGAAGGGAAGAUACGUAUUGGUAAAGAUGGGAUGCUAUUGAACAAUAAGGAGGUUAAACUUCGACAUGCAUCAAAAAAAUGGAAAUUAUGAAGCAUUGUUGGCGCUUGAUUUGCUUUUUGAGGUUCUUUAUGUAUGUUUAUUGUUGUAAUAUUAUGUUUUUUUCCUUAAUCUUGGUUUUGUAUUUUGUUGACUGGUUUAAGAAGAGAGAAUUUCUUUUUCAUCCA
This is a messenger RNA of Gossypium raimondii (Peruvian cotton), 810 nucleotides long. RefSeq names its product protein NDR1-like. Bases 110 to 676 code for a protein of 188 amino acids. The record is from RefSeq and is a predicted model, not a curated record. Lineage: Eukaryota; Viridiplantae; Streptophyta; Magnoliopsida; Malvales; Malvaceae. Gene Ontology annotation, biological process: defense response to other organism. The transcript has a single exon.